Racocetra fulgida is the source of this 251-nucleotide messenger RNA. Lineage: Eukaryota; Fungi; Glomeromycota; Glomeromycetes; Diversisporales; Gigasporaceae. The record is from the annotation of a GenBank genome assembly.
UAAUUUAGUAUGCGAAAGACGAAUAAAGUUUAUUAAUGAGACUUUUAAAGGCAGCAAUUCAAAUUCCUCAUCUCGACCAAUAUCUAUUACUGCUCAGGAAGCAGCAGCAGCCAUGGAUGAAAAAAAUAUGACGAAAAAAGGGCUUUUAGCAAUUAUUAAUUCAUUGCUAAAUUCUAUUAAUGCUUCAGAUCGUCCAAACUAUCGUGGAUUAUCGCAAAAAACUAAUGCUGAGCUGCUAGAAAUUUUACAAA